AUGAUCCCAGAAAGCGAAGAUUUUGGAGUUUCUCUGCAGAUUAAGGAUAUAGAAGUCCUCAACUGUGAAUAUGGCAAAAACACAAUUAAGUUCCUUCGCCUCCAUAGAGAAGGGAAGAAGCACUUCGUUAAAGAAGUGGAAGUGUGCACCCACCUCCGGCUGACUUCUGCUCAUGAGUACCUGGAAGGAAACAACUCUUUUGUGAUACCUACAGACACCAUAAAGAAUAUUGUCCUGGUGUUGGCCAAAAAAAAUGGGAUCCCAACUUUAGAACAAUUUGCUAUAGAUAUCUGCAAACACUUCAUGACAACAUUUUGCCAAGUGGCCUACGUCAAAACCUAUGUCCAGGAAGUUCCAUGGCAACGUCUGCACGAGAACGGCGUUCCCCACAUCCACUCGUUUAUAUGUGUUCCUGAUGGGAUUCGCUUUUGUGAAGCUGAGCAGUGCCGGAAUGGUCCUCUGGUUGUUUUUGCUGGAAUUAAAGAUCUGAAACUUAUGAAGACAACACAGUCUGGAUUUGAAGGCUUCUAUAAGAAUGAACACACCACACUACCUGAAAGGCACGACAGGAUUUUAUGUGGAGAGCUCUUCUGCAAAUGGUCAUAUGGCGAAUGCAGAGAUUUUGACUUCGAUUGCAUAUGGAACAAAGUCCGGGAAUGUAUCCUUGAGGCCUUUUCAGGGCCACCUGACUGUGGGGAGUAUUCGCCCUCUUACCAGAAAACUGUCAACUCUAUCCAGAUGUGUGUCCUUUCCAAAGUGUCACAGGUACAGGUCAUAGAAGUCAUCUUGAACAACACAUUUUACAAUGUGGUAGACAUGACGAAUCUAGGCUUGACCAACGACAAAGAAGUUCUGGUUCCAGUGGAAACUCCCUAUGGCUCUUGUGCUUGCACGCUUGGCCGAAAGAAGUUCUUAGAGGUUCAAGGCCACAUGCUAAAAGAUGAGAAGCAAAGUCAGUUUGGACUGGUAGCUUCCCAGGGAAACUAAACCUCUUGGCUCCACUCACACGUUCCUGAUAAACUUGCAGUAUGGCUUUCCUAUCCACGUGUACUCAUUAUUGGCCUCUCCCAUUGCUGACUACUUUUCCCUUUAUGAACUCAUAUGUUGGGAUUUCUAAAGAAGCCUCAGAAAUUCAGAUAUCAAAGUCUCUCCCUGAAUCUCAGUGUGAUUUGCACAUUGAAACCCCCUAAAUUCUUUUAAAAAUCCCUGCUGGAAACAUUAUAGUCAAUUUUUAAACCAGCUAUUUCCAGACUUCUUAAUGAAACAAUUAAUUUGAUAAUCUUUAACAUGCUUUUGACACACAAAAUCAGCAAAUCUGUAUAUUCUAUUUAUUCAUGUUCCUUCAGUACAAUGAAUAUACAGGCGUGAGACCAGAUAUUUCAUUGACAUAAGCUAUCCUGACCCCUUGAUGCCACACUGUUAUACAGAGCUGAGGUUCUGACCCAAUAACUGAGUGGGGAAUCAGUCAGACAUUGAUUUGUGAAGGAAGUGAAAAAAAAAUCUAUUAUAUCUUCUUUGCAG
This is a messenger RNA of Cygnus atratus (black swan), 1521 nucleotides long. Its product is annotated as uricase-like. The coding region runs from base 1 to 987 and encodes 328 amino acids. The record is from RefSeq and is a predicted model, not a curated record. NCBI's taxonomy places the organism in Eukaryota, Metazoa, Chordata, Aves, Anseriformes, Anatidae. Gene Ontology annotation, molecular function: urate oxidase activity. Gene Ontology annotation, biological process: purine nucleobase catabolic process; urate catabolic process. The transcript is spliced from 8 exons. Gene Ontology annotation, cellular component: peroxisome.